AUGGCAGAGCCGGAGACGCAGCUGCUGCUGGGCGUGGGGCUGAUCGAAAAAGACAGCAACGGAGAUGCUUUGUGGGUUUGGUGUUAUCCGUCUGUGACGGCUGAGCUGAGGGCUCUGUUGCUGCGGAAAUGCUGCCUUACGGAUGAGAGUAAACUGCUUCAUACCUUUGUGUUCGGCCAGUACAAGAGGACGUGGUUCUACAUCACCACGGUGGAAGUUCAAGACUCUCCAGCCUUGAAAAAGGUGACCCACUUCUCCAUUGUUCUGACGGCCAAAGACUUCAACCCAGAGAAAUAUGCAGCUUUCACUCGGAUACUCUGUAGAAUCUACUUGAAGUACGGAAGUCCUGUGAAAAUGAUGGAGAGUUACAUUGCAGUCCUUACAAAGGGGAUCUGCCAAAGUGAAGAAAAUGGAUCCUUCCUCAGCAAAGACUUCGAUGCUCGGAAGGCUUACCUUGCUGGUUCCAUUAAAGAUAUAGUAUCUCAGUUUGGAAUGGAAACAGUUAUCUUAUAUACAGCACUGAUGUUAAAGAAGAGAAUUGUGGUGUACCAUCCUAGGAUAGAAGCCAUCCAGGAAUUUACCAGGACUUUGCCUGCUUUAGUGUGGCAUCGGCAGGACUGGUCAAUUCUUCAUUCAUAUGUACAUCUAAAUGAAGAGGAAGUGGAAGCCUUAAAAGCCUGCACAGGUUACAUUGCUGGAUUUACAGAUUCUGACGUGAACAGUAGACCAGACCUUUAUGAUGUGUAUGUGAAUUUGGCAGACAGUGAGAUCACCAUUUCCCCUGUAGUAAAAGAGGCAAUGACAAUGGGAAAACUUCACAAAGAAAUUGGGCAGCUAAUUGUUCAAUCUGCAGAAGAUCCAGACAAAUCAGACAGCCAAGUCAUUAAGGAUAUUUCUCUGAAGACAAAAGAAAUCUUGUCUACUUUAGCCUCACUUACUGAAGUUUCUGAUGGCAAUGAAAAACCAACCCUGAACUCUGAAGCUCUGAAACAAAAGCGAUUUCCACCAGCUACGGAAAAUUUUCUUUUUCAUUUAGCAGCUGCUGAACAAAUGCUUAAAAUCUGAAUCUGCUGCACUUCAGCACUAUGGACCAACUCCAAAAGCUGUCUUGGAUGUACCAAUAGGAAUUCCUGAUUUUUGUACGGAAAAAUUAAACGUGUAAGAUGAAUGCCAUAUUUACCUUGAUGUAAUGCAGAAUAUUGGAGCUUGACCUGGAGCAUCUGGAGGUAUAUUUGAUAACAUUCCUGUUGUCACCUUUCCCCAACUAUAACUUUGUAUGAAUGGUUCUUGCAUUUCAUGUUACAACAUGGGUGUUUAUACACGUAGCAUGGGCUCAUGCAUCCAGGCUGUGCCAGGUGUGUUGUAGCAGCCGUUUGUCUUGCAUUUCCCGAGUGACAGACAGCUCUGACUUUUCUCCUUGUGUCUGGAACACAAGGUGCAGCAUGUGUGCUGUAAAGCCAGUGCAUUUUGGAUGUGCCACUCUGCACAGGGAUGUGCUGAACAUGGAUUUGUUCUGAGUGCUCAUUCUGGGCUCCCAGGUAUGUCAGGUUGUCAGAUACUGCUCUUGCUCAGGACUACCUGAUACCUGGAAAUCCCAAAUAAAUGGACAAGUUCUCUUCUUUCUACUUGAAAGUGUCUAGGUAUAGAAAAAGGAUGUCUGGGAAAAUCUGAUGUGGUAGCCUUAUUAUAUAAAGGAAGAGGUAUUUUAAAGCUCACGUAGGAGUUGAGCACCUCUUUUGGACUCUUGCCUUACAAGUUUUUCCCCUUUCACUCCGUCCCAUGCCUCUGGUGGAGGGAAAAGAGGACAGGAUUACUAUAUGUAAACUGGGGCUUCCUAGGACGCCACAGACAAGUGCUGCUUUACAACUCAAAUCAUUUUAGAAGCUGUUGGGGCUCUCAGCUGGGAAAGUAUCUGGCUGUUACGUCCUGAUCCAUUUGUCAGAAAAUUGGGUUAGUUAAAGUCAAAUAGGCAUGAAAUGGUCAAACAGCCCCAACCAGUUGGAGCACCAACCUCAAACUGCCUGAGCUGCAGCACGGGUACAGUCUGGUGGUGCUCGGUGUGGGCUAAAAGUAGAUGGGAACUUCUGAAAUAAUGGUGAAAACUAGGGCACGGUUUGUAGAAAAUUUAAAAUUUGCCUUCUUGUUUGGUUGCAUAGCUCUAACUCACAUGUUUUGUUUGUUGUUUUUCCACGGAGCAGCCUGAAACUAACUAAUUUGUAACAUUCUGAGAAGAGCUUAGAUUCUGUGUAGGGGAAUGCUCUGAGCCAGGCAACCUGUCUUCCUCCAGAAAUGUCUACAAAAAUAAGUAAAUUCUGCAGUAGCACUUUGUUAUAAGAAAAAAUAACCUUUUUUUUCUGGCCUUUGUACAGAUGGGCUGUAGCAUGUGGUUUUACCUAGAGAUUUUAUACUUAUGAUUGAAACUUUAGUUAUCAAUAUUUAUGUUGUUUAAAAAAAUCGGAUGUUUGCUGUUCUGAAAUUGUUAGAGGUCAUCACUAACUGUGUGCAAGCAAUAUUGGUUUGGAAAAGGGUUGUCCUUUUGCUACGUAUCAUGCUACAUUAAGAAGAUCUGCUUUAGUUUGGGUGAGGAACGUGGCAUCUACUAGCUACUACAGUCAGUAAAUGGAAGUGCUUCAGAAUAAUCCCCUAUUUUCAGGGGUAUAAAAUUUUACUUUAAAUACUUACUCUGUGGUUUAAAUUCUGUACACAGGAGAGCAGUGUAUUUUGUUUUAUCUGAGAACAAGCUGCCUUCGUUUACCUCUAAGUGCUCUGGAGCUUUUUCCCCAUUUGGCCAUUAAGGUGGUGUGGUGGGUUUGGUUUGUUUGUUAAUUUUUCUCCUUUUAAUGCUGCUUCAUUACUGCUGUUUCUACUCUAGAGCUUCUAUAGCAGUUAGAACAGCACAACUGCGAAGUUGUACUGAAAAACCUGAACUUUUGUCAGAUACUGUAAUGCCACAUUGUAAUUGCAGAGAAAUUUAGUUUCUUUUUAACAGAGAGCCCUGGAGGUGUCAUUAAGGUGGUGUGGGGGUUAUGGACAGCCACAAAAAGCAGAGAAGCUCAGACACAAAGUAAAUGUUUAAUGUUGGGUUUUUUUUGUUUUAGUUUGGGUUUGUUUUUUUUUGUUGUUUUUUGCUUUCUUUUAAAAGCAGGAAGACCUCAGUUUUAGAUCUUGUAUUCUAACAUUUGUGUGACACAAAUGAACUAUAAUUUUGCACUUAAAGAACUGGACUCAUAGCAUGCUUAUGCCUAUUAAAAACAAAAAUCCUGACCAGC
Molecule: messenger RNA, 3269 nt
Organism: Meleagris gallopavo (turkey)
Lineage: Eukaryota; Metazoa; Chordata; Aves; Galliformes; Phasianidae
Gene: DENND10
Product: DENN domain containing 10
Biological process (GO): regulation of early endosome to late endosome transport; protein transport
Cellular component (GO): late endosome
Molecular function (GO): guanyl-nucleotide exchange factor activity; small GTPase binding
Source: RefSeq, a predicted model, not a curated record